Molecule: messenger RNA, 354 nt
Organism: Prorocentrum cordatum
Lineage: Eukaryota; Dinophyceae; Prorocentrales; Prorocentraceae
Source: the annotation of a GenBank genome assembly
AUGGUUAUGUCGGCAGGUGGCGGCGAGACUUUGUCGAAGUUAAUAUGCGUACAGGCGAAUGAGCCUGUACCUACGCCGCGUCCGCCAACGCCGCCAUCGCAACCGACGCCAGUACCUACGCCGCCGGCGCCCACAACAAGCACCCAAAUCUCCACCACUGCCACCCAGACAGCCACAAGUUCCGAGACUGCCACCCAGACUGCCACCCAGACAACCACCGAGACAGGCACGAGCUUCUCCAAAGCUCCACAGCCACCACCGACAUGGUACAGACCGCAACGACUGCAUUGGAAAUUCCAGUACUGGCAGGAUCACAGGAGUUGGUGGUGGAGUCUGAGGAGGGCUUUCGUGUAG